GUUGAAGAACGGUGUUGAGGUCCCAACAGGAGUGCGGUCCAGAUACCGAGUUAAGAGUGAAGGAACCAAACACUAUUUGGUGAUUGAUGAUGCCUCCAGAGAAGACACAGGGACGUACUCUGUAAUGGCCACCGGGGGCGUGUCAGAGGCUCAUGUUCAAGUUGAAUUGAAACCACUUAAGGUGUACCAGGACUUGCAGGAUAUAACAGUGAAGCUUGGACAACCCCUUAAGCUACAUUGUGAGAUCUACCCGGGAAAUGUCCCUGGCCGUUGGUACAGGAAUGGACAGCUCAUCCAGCCCAGCGAUCGCAUUAAUAUCAUACACAGAGCCAAGGUUCACCGACUGGAAAUUGAAACCAGUUCACUUCACGAUGCAGGAGAUUACACGUUUGUACCAGAGGGGUACUCACAGAGUCUAUCUGCCAAAGUUCACAUCAUUGACCCUCCAAAAGUACAUUUGGAAAGCUUGAACCUACCAGACAACACAGUUACGGUCGUGGCAGGAAACAAACUUCGCUUAGAGGUUCCCAUCAGUGGAGAGCCAGCACCCAGAGUGGUGUGGAUGAAGGGAGAAAGGGUCAUUCUUGACUCGGGCCAUCGUGUCCGAGCUGAAACAUAUGGCGACCAGACGAGCCUCACGAUUGAGGUCACUGAGCGUGAGGACACGGGCAACUACAAAAUGGUUUUGCAGAACGAGGCCGGUGAGGCUACAGCCAGUGUCAAAAUCAAGGUUGUCGACAUUCCUGAUCCUCCGGAUGCACCCUUGGUACCAGAGGUGGGAGGUGAUUGGUGUUCCAUGACUUGGGAACCACCAAAAUACGAUGGAGGUUCACCAAUAUUAGGAUAUUUCAUUGAGAGAAAAAAGAAACAGAGCUCCAGAUGGAUGAGACUGAACUUUGACCUGAUCAAAGAAACUUCGUUUGAACCCAAAAAAAUGAUUGAAGGAGUGCCAUAUGAAGUGCGAAUCUUUGCCGUCAAUGCCAUUGGAGUAUCUAAACCCAGUGAGCCAUCCAAAGCUUUUACUCCUCUUGCUGUGACCAGUGAGCCAACAAUGCUGGUGGUGGACGAUGUCACAGACAACACAGUGACCGUAAAGUGGCGCCCGCCUGAAACCAUAGGAGCCGCUGGAUUGGAUGGAUAUUUGGUGGAGUAUUGCAUUGAAGGAAGCAAUGACUGGAAAGUUUCCAACAAAGAACUAACAGAGAAAACCAAGUACACCAUUACAGGACUAACUCCGGAGAGUAAAAUUUUAGUUCGAGUCAGAGCCAUCAAUAAAGCUGGAGCCAGUCCUCCACGGACUCUGCAACAUGCAGUGCUGGUCAAGGAGGUUGUUGAACCACCCAAGAUCCGGGUACCAAGACACCUGAAACAAACAUACACUCGCAAAGUUGGAGAAGCAGUCAACCUGGUGGUUCCUUUCCAGGGCAAACCGAGGCCCAAGGUCACUUGGAUGAAAGAAGGCCAAGCCAUUGAACCUUCGCAUGUUAGCAUUCGCAACACAGACUGUGACAGCAUCAUCUUCAUUCGUAAAGCAGAGCGGACUCAUUCUGGGAAGUAUGACAUGACAGUGCAAGUGGAAAAUCAUGUGGACUCAGCCAUUAUUGACAUACAGAUUGUAGAUUUACCAGGACCCCCUCAGAGUGUAACUAUUGAAGACAUAUGGGGAAGAAAUGUAGCUUUGGUCUGGACUCCACCAAAAGACAAUGGAAAUGCUCCAAUAACAGGCUACACUAUUCAAAAAGCAGACAAGAAGACAAUGGAAUGGUACACAUGUAUUGAGCAUUACCAUCGCACCUGUAUUACCAUCACAGACCUGGUGGUUGGAAACGAGUACUACUUCAGGAUCUUCUCUGAGAAUAUGUGCGGUCUCAGCGAAAAUGCUACUCAAACCAAAAAGAGUGCACUCAUUGCCAAAGAAGGUUUGCAGGUGAAAAUCCCAGAGUACAGUGACCACGACUUCAAGGAGCCGCCCAAGUUCACACAGCCACUCAUCAAUACUUUUGCCAUCGCCGGCUACAACGCCACUCUGAACUGUAGUGUCCGUGCCAACCCAAGGCCUAAAGUAAUCUGGAUGAAGAACAAAAUAGCCAUCAUUGAUGACCCUCGCUACCGCAUGUUUAGCAACCAAGGUGUCUGUACUUUGGAAAUCCGGAAGCCCAGCCCUUACGAUGGCGGCCUGUACACUUGUAAGGCCGUCAACGAUUUGGGAGAAGCCCAAGUUGACUGCAAGCUGGAGAUCAAAGUCCAAACUCAAGAAUUGUGAAUGUAUGUUCUCAUAUAAAUAAGGAGGCUUUACCUUCUACGAGCUCAUGCAACGUGGAGUACCUCUCCACCUGAUUGAUAAGUACAUGAACGAGUCGAAGAUUGUCGAGGAGGAGAAGUGAAAGUGAACGAUGAGAAACUUUGUGUAAAUGACCAGCUUUUCACACCUUCUGGACUCAGCUAGUGAAGGGUGGAAUACUGGAUGUGGUAGAGGGCGGAUUGAUCUGUGGUUUGGCUUGUUGAGUUCAGCUUUUGAUCUUUGUUACCACAGAAAAGCCUUCUUUCCUCCUUGGACACACCGCUAUGUUUUGUUGUUGUUUUUUUUGUUUUUUUAAAAGAUCAAUUUUAAUGUGCGCUAUUAGUGCUUUGGUUGUAGUAUUACUAAGAACAUGUGCGUAAAGAGAAAAAAAAAAUACUUAUGGAUGCAAAAUAAUACAUUGUGCAAAUGAAAACACACCUGCAGUAUUUGCUAGACUUUUUGAAAAUAUUUGAAAGUAGUGACAAUUUUCUGCUGGUAUCUUGAACAUGGAAGGAGGUUAAAAAAAAACAAUAAAUAAACAGUCUUGUUUGGUUUCCUUUAUGCUGCUUACAAACCUUGACUUGAGUCAUAGUUGAUGAAAGUAAAUCUGAUUUACAGUCAAUAUUCUGCAUGUAAGUAUUGAUUCUAAAUUCAUGGUAAACUGAAGUUUGAUCAAUUCAUUCACAUGUGCAUGCUGUCACCUUUGUAAUUAUGACUUUCGAAUUAAAAGAAGCUUCAAUUUAAA
Messenger RNA from Oryzias melastigma (Indian medaka), 3026 nucleotides. RefSeq names its product myosin-binding protein C, slow-type. NCBI's taxonomy places the organism in Eukaryota, Metazoa, Chordata, Actinopteri, Beloniformes, Adrianichthyidae. The transcript has 17 exons. The record is from RefSeq and is a predicted model, not a curated record. The annotation marks the transcript as partial. Gene Ontology annotation, molecular function: protein binding.